This is a messenger RNA of Thamnophis sirtalis, 3960 nucleotides long. RefSeq names its product doublecortin like kinase 1 (gene DCLK1). Gene Ontology annotation, biological process: protein phosphorylation; intracellular signal transduction. NCBI's taxonomy places the organism in Eukaryota, Metazoa, Chordata, Lepidosauria, Squamata, Natricidae. The record is from RefSeq and is a predicted model, not a curated record. Gene Ontology annotation, molecular function: ATP binding; protein kinase activity.
GCGGCAGGAGAAGAAAGGCGAAGCAGCUGUAGGGAAAGGCUCAGCAACAAAUUGAGCCGGCGGAGAAAAGGAGACAGGCGGAGUCGCACAACAAAGCCAAAAGCCAGUUAAGCCUUCCUUGGGCAGCCUCCCUUGCCAAGCUUAAGGAGCCCGGGUAGCACAGGACUGCUGGUGGCCGUGGAAUCUGGGCUUUGUCUUUUGAGGUACCCACCCCUUUUGCAGCAAACAAGUCCCAAUUGCUUGCAGUGGCGAGGAGAAGCACGACUUGACAUUUUCAAGGCACAGAUUGACUCUAAAAAUGUCCUUUGGGAGAGAUAUGGAGCUGGAACACUUUGAUGAGCGUGACAAAGCACAGCGGUACAGCCGGGGGUCACGGGUGAAUGGGCUUCCUAGCCCGACCCAUAGUGCCCAUUGCAGUUUCUAUCGAACCCGCACCCUACAAACCCUCAGCUCUGAGAAGAAAGCCAAAAAAGUCAGUUUCUAUCGCAAUGGGGACCGAUAUUUCAAAGGGAUUGUAUAUGCCAUAUCUCCUGAUCGCUUUAGAUCUUAUGAAGCCUUGCUGGCUGACCUGACCCGAACUUUGUCUGAUAACGUCAAUCUGCCCCAGGGGGUGAGAACCAUCUACACUAUUGAUGGAGCAAAGAAGAUCACCACUUUAGACCAACUUGUGGAAGGAGAGAGCUAUGUGUGUGGUUCAAUAGAGCCUUUUAAGAAGCUGGAAUACACAAAGAAUGUAAAUCCUAAUUGGUCCGUCAAUGUUAAGACCACCUCAGCUGCCCGUUCAGUGCCCUCUCUAGCCACGGCCAAAGGAAGUCCUUCAGAUUCAAAGGAGAACAAGGAUUUCAUUAGACCUAAACUGGUCACAAUCAUCAGGAGUGGUGUGAAGCCACGCAAAGCAGUUCGGAUUCUACUUAACAAAAAAACAGCACAUUCAUUUGAGCAGGUUCUCACUGAUAUUACUGAUGCCAUCAAACUUGAUUCAGGAGUAGUUAAGCGUCUCUACACACUGGAUGGGAAACAGGUGGUGUGCCUUCAGGAUUUUUUUGGUGAGGAUGACAUAUUUAUUGCAUGUGGCCCAGAAAAAUUUCGUUACCAGGAUGACUUCUUGCUAGAUGAAAGUGAAUGUCGUGUAGUGAAAUCUACUUCCUAUACCAAAAUAGCUUCAACACCACGUCGGAGCAUCACCAAGAGCCCAGGUCCAUCCCGACGCAGCAAAUCUCCAGCAUCCACCAGCUCAGUUAAUGGAACGCCUGGAAGUCAGCUUUCUACUCCCCGUUCCGGGAAGUCUCCAAGCCCUUCUCCUACUAGCCCAGGAAGCUUGCGGAAACAGAGGAGCUCUCAGCACAGUGGUUCCUCUACCUCACUAGCCUCUACCAAAGUCUGCAGUUCGAUGGACGAAACCGAUGGGCCUGGUGAAGAAGUGUUGGAUGAAGGCUUCCAGGUUCCAGCCUCAAUAGCAGAGAGAUAUAAAGUUGGUCGGACUAUAGGAGAUGGAAAUUUUGCCAUUGUAAAAGAGUGUAUAGAAAGGUCGACUGGUAGAGAAUAUGCCCUGAAAAUCAUUAAGAAAAGUAAAUGCAGAGGAAAGGAACAUAUGAUUCAGAAUGAAGUUUCUAUUUUAAGACGGGUCAAACAUCCCAACAUUGUUCUCCUGAUUGAAGAAAUGGAUAUGCCCACUGAGUUGUAUCUUGUCAUGGAGCUUGUAAAAGGAGGAGAUCUUUUUGAUGCUAUUACCUCCACAAAUAAGUAUACAGAGAGGGAUGCCAGUGGGAUGCUGUACAAUCUGGCCAGUGCCAUCAAAUACCUUCAUACCUUGAACAUUGUUCACAGGGAUAUCAAACCUGAAAAUCUGCUGGUCUAUGAGCACCAAGAUGGAAGCAAGUCCCUGAAACUGGGAGAUUUUGGUCUGGCCACUAUAGUAGAUGGACCUCUUUACACAGUUUGUGGAACUCCUACCUAUGUGGCUCCAGAAAUCAUUGCAGAAACUGGAUAUGGCCUGAAGGUGGACAUCUGGGCAGCUGGUGUGAUUACUUACAUCCUGCUGUGUGGUUUUCCUCCAUUCCGUGGAAGUGGAGAAGACCAGGAAGUUCUUUUUGAUCAGAUUUUGAUGGGACAAGUAGAGUUUCCAUCUCCAUAUUGGGAUAAUGUAUCUGACUCUGCAAAGGAACUAAUUACUAUGAUGCUUCAGGUAGAUAUAGAACAGCGAUUUUCAGCUUUGCAAGUGCUUGAGCAUCCAUGGGUUAAUGAUGACGGCCUUCCAGAAACUGAGCAUCAGUUGUCAGUAGCUGGGAAGAUAAAGAAACAUUUCAACACAGGCCCUAAACCCAACAGCACAGCUGCUGGAGUUUCCGUUAUAGCAACCACCGCUCUUGAUAAGGAGAGGCAGGUUUUCCGACGAAGACGCAACCCGGAUGUGAGGGGACGUUUUAAGCCACAGCCACCACCUCCUGAACUCAACUCUGAAUCAGAAGACUAUUCACCAAGUUCAUCUGAGACUGUUCGCUCACCCAAUUCACCCUUUUAAUACAUCUCUUCUGUUGAAAGUCUUGACUUAACCCUUUGAGAUUUUGACAACAAUUCUUGAAACCAUGUACAAUUUUUCCAUUUGAUUUUUGUCUGUAUCAGUUCCUUGACAAAGAUGCCAAAAAGGAGUUUUAUGGUAUCUUUAUUACAAUUGUUUCCUAUAUGAUUGAGAUGGUAUUUGUUUUCUGUCUAGACUAGCCUUCUGCAGCCUGACACCCACAAAUGUGGUGGGACUGUCCUUCCAGAAUUUCCAAGCAUUCCUAUUUCACAUUUGAAGAGUACCAGAUUGGGGAAGCCUAGUCUAGAUUGUGAUUUGCUGCUAAUAUGAUCCUCAAAGGGUUAAGGCUAUUUUGAGAUAUACAGUACAUAUAAAUAUAAAUAUAUAUAUAAUUUUCAAAUGGGGAUAACAGCAAUGAAUGUUUUCAUCAAUUGAGGUAGGAGCUAUUAUGCGUAAUUUAGCAUAAAUUAACCCUCUGAGUGCUUAAUUUUAAUUUUGUCAAGCUAAAAUGAGGGCUUUAUCGACAUUUAUUUUUCCCUACAGGUACUUAGUAAUCUGAUUUAAGUGUUCCAUAAUCAUAAAAUGCACACUAUGAUCUUUAUAGAACUUGCUUUAUGUUCUUAUGCAGGGGGACAAAAAAAACCCCACUUAAUAAACAUGGACAUUGGUUAGAAUCUUGUGGAUUAUUUUAAAGGUCAAGAAGAUGAUGUAUCCUAUCUGGAUUCCAAAAAAUAUCGAUGGCUCCUAAAUUUUGCUAAGAAAUAUGCAUCCCAUUCUUUACUGUUUCUUAUUCAAAAUUCUAACAGUCUUAACAUGUGUUCUACUUCUUUAAAUCAUUUCAUAGACAGUAGAAUUGUCUGAAAUCAAACUAUUGUGGGUGAUAUGGCAAUAAUCUCAAAAAUAUUGCCUUCAGUCCCCCAUUUGUACAUUGAAAUGCAGUUUCUGGAGGUGUAGUCGAAAGAAUGUGCUAUGCUCACAUGUGCAGGUGCAGACAAAAGACACGUUUAGGAGGCAGCAAUAAACACAAUCAAUUUUACAUACUAUGGAUUCUUCUGUGAAUAUUAUUGAGAUGUUAACUAUAUGCUUAUUCUCUUUUCACAAUGCUUUGAAAGAAGAACAAUUCAUUCUACUGAAACUGUAAAUCAAGGAAAGGUCUUGAAAUUCCAAACAUAAAUAACUGUUGUUUUGAAAAUUACAUGAUUAGCAAUUACUCACCUAAUGUGUUUGUAAAAAUAUAUUUACCAGAAUUUAGUGAGACUGUGUGUGUAUGAGACUGGGAUUAAAAAAUAAAUCUGCAAAGAAAUGUUCCAUCAGUGUUUCAAAAACACAUUUAAAUUACAUUAAGCAUCUUUUUAUAGUUUUGUUUUAAAUUGUAAUAUUAUUGUAAAAUGGUCCAUUCACCCAUAACUUGAGUUGAAUAAUAAAAAAAGUUUCAUUUUUCA